Molecule: messenger RNA, 1341 nt
Organism: Brugia malayi
Lineage: Eukaryota; Metazoa; Nematoda; Chromadorea; Rhabditida; Onchocercidae
Gene: Bma-vnut-1
Product: Major Facilitator Superfamily protein
Exons: 9
Coding region: 1-1341 (446 amino acids)
Biological process (GO): transmembrane transport
Molecular function (GO): transmembrane transporter activity
Source: RefSeq, a predicted model, not a curated record
AUGAAGUUAUUGCAGCAAGAUAUCGAAAGUCGUCCUACUAGUUGUGAUAAAUUGUGGAGCAGACAGGAAUGUCGUUUAUGGACAGCCAAUUUGUUUCUUGGUACAUGUAUGUUAUAUGCUGCACGUGUAGCUUUACCAGUAUGUGCUACAGUGAUUGCUCAUGAAUAUUCGUGGAACAAAAAUGAUGCAGGGACUGUAUUGUCAUCGUUUUUCUGGGGAUAUGCUUGUACUCAAAUAAUUGCUGGUCAUGUAGCUGAUCGUGUGGGCGCUGAGAAGGUGUUGAGAAUCUGUACAUUAACAUGGGCGUUGCUCACUUUCUUUACUCCUCUACUAUUCGACCUCUCAUACUCUACAAAUCAUCCAAUGCUUUUUAUAAUUAUCAUCCGUUCAGCGACAGGUGUUGGACAAGCUUUCCAUCUUCCAUCGAUGGCUUCAAUGACUUCUCGACAUCUGACGUCUUUUGAUAAGGGGCGCAUAUUAGGCAUAUGUCUGGCAGGAUCUCAUCUCGGGACGGCGUUAGCAGGUGCAGUUGGUUCAAUAUUACUGGAAACUUUCGGUUGGCGCGCCCUAUUUCAGUGUGUGGGGUUGAUGUCAUUUUUGUGGUGGGCAUUGCUUCGCUUCAUGUUGACAUCACGUAACCAAUCCAGUGACUUUGACGACGGCAAAAGCGACGAGUUGAAAGCUCCCUUAGUUAGUGGCUUGCGGAAAUCAUUUAGCAAUAGCUCCUCCGAAAAUGUGGUUCCUUGGAAUACACUCCUGAAACAUCGAUCGUUUUGGGCAGCAGCAGUCGCGCAAUACUGUGGUGCUAACGCUUAUUAUACGUUGUUCAGUUGGCUUCCAUAUUAUUUCGCAGAUACAUAUCCUGAUGCCAAAGGAGUUAUAUAUAAUGUAGUACCUUCACUUGCAAUUGUUAUAACUGCCUUUUUUGCCCCGUUUAUCGCAACAUCAUUAUUUGUCUAUGUGCAUUCUCUUACUCUUACCAGGAAGUUGAUGGAGGGUAUUUCAUUGAGUGCAAUUGCGGUAUGCUUAUUAAUUUCAACGCAGUCUAUGAGUUUCAGUGCAGCUUUAUUCACUUUUACAUUAGCUAUGGCAGCACGUGGCUUUCAUCAUGGUGGUGUUUCAGUGAAUCCAUGUGACCUUGCUCCUAACCAUACUGGCUCAGUUUUUGGUGUUUUUAAUGCAUUCUCUGCAAUAACCGGUUUUGUUGGUGUGUAUCUUGCUGGAUAUAUAUUACACGAAACGGGCAGCACUUGGGCUUACGUGUUUAUUUUUACAUCUUUGCAGUGUUUUAUUGGAGCAAUUGUUUUUUCUUUAUUUGGUACCGCAAAUAGAAUUAUCUGA